Molecule: messenger RNA, 1086 nt
Organism: Klebsormidium nitens
Lineage: Eukaryota; Viridiplantae; Streptophyta; Klebsormidiophyceae; Klebsormidiales; Klebsormidiaceae
Source: the annotation of a GenBank genome assembly
CUUUGCCGCAAUCAGUUAUAUUAGGGUUUUCAGCCUGGGCUGGAACCCUAGCCUUGAGACACGUAAGCAGAUUGCUUAGCACAGGACAGCUCUGCUCAGAGAAGAGGAUCUUCAAUAAAUGGCGCCUCUUACUACAGAGCCUUGAGCAUAGGACACCGCGUUGCUCAAAUGCAGCAUGAGUGCAGCAUUGACUCCUGCAUCUGAAGGCAUGAUGGGCGGCACAAGGAAGUUUGAGAAUGUGAGAAGUUGCGUCCUUUUUGUCUAGCUGCAGAGACAGGGCCCUGAAAUGUAGGCCAGUCCAGCUGCCCAGCUAAGAGGCAAUUUGAAAGAUAGUGAAUUCGGACAGAUUGUGAAUGCUGGCACGAGCUUGUGAUUAUGCAACAUUGCCAUGUAGCUUACAGCCAGUCUUAGCGGAAUGCACUGGCUUCUCAAACAACCUCUCACAGCUGGGCGGGAGCUGGCCUCAUGCAUUUGUGGUCGAUCAAGGAUGGAGGGCAGCGUUUGUGAGCUUCUUUUGGCUCUGACCAGGGUACAAGGCAAAGAAGGAUGUAGCACUUCCCCGAAACGUAGCACUUCCGGAGCAACGGAGGCCAUUACGCUGCCGUACGGGUGUCCGGAAGAAAGGGGCCAUGAACACUUUCGUGCGAGCCGCGGAGAUAGUAACGACCCUUCAAUUCCCCCGCAUGAUGAUCGUGGCUUGUGGGGAAGAACCUUUAGUCACGCUUGAAAUUAAGCUAGUGAGCUCGUAGCUAGCAAGUUGGUCAGCCAGAUCUAUGGUGAACCAUCUUUAUUUACGCCUCACCUUGUCAUGCAUAGGACAGCCUCGUGUCUAAGUAACUGCAAGCCUAGACCACUGGCCGAACAUACGUACAUGUCACUGAGCUCGAUCAAACUUGGCCCUGGACGUGAUAUCGUUUAGGUGCUCGUUCAUCGAGACCUCUUUUUCAUGUAGCAAUUGCCAUGGUUGUACGUAGUAUUCAAGUCAAGCCUGUGAUGGGCUUUCAAGUUUUGACAGUCUAUACUAAUUGCUAGCUGUUCAGUAUCAGUGCAGAUCGAUCUCGGAUCUCCUCAUUAUUCAUCACCUAG